Messenger RNA from Ogataea angusta, 1779 nucleotides. RefSeq lists its product as uncharacterized. Gene Ontology annotation, cellular component: mitochondrion. The transcript has a single exon. Gene Ontology annotation, biological process: L-leucine biosynthetic process. Lineage: Eukaryota; Fungi; Ascomycota; Pichiomycetes; Pichiales; Pichiaceae. The record is from RefSeq and is a predicted model, not a curated record. Gene Ontology annotation, molecular function: 2-isopropylmalate synthase activity. The coding region runs from base 1 to 1779 and encodes 592 amino acids.
AUGUUCAAGAGAACCCUCGUAUUGCUCGAGAAGAGCGCGGCGAAGCCGUACGCCAACAUGCUCAAAGACCCGUCGAUCAAGUACUCCCGGUUCCGGGGCGUCGAUCUGCCAGACAGAACGUGGCCCAACAAGGUGAUCACCAAGGCCCCACUCUGGCUCUCGACAGACCUCAGAGACGGCAACCAGUCGUUGCCCGACCCGAUGUCCGUCGAGCAGAAAAAGGAGUAUUUCCACAAGCUGAUCGAGAUCGGCUUCAAAGAGAUCGAGGUCGCGUUCCCGUCCGCGUCGCAGACAGAUUUCGACUUCACCAGAUACGCUGUGGAGCACGCGCCGGCAGACGUGGCGAUCCAGGCCCUGGUGCAGUCGCGCGAGCACCUGAUCAGAAGAACCGUCGACUCGCUCAAGGGGGCCAAGAGAGCCAUAGUGCACACUUACCUGGCCACGAGCGACCUGUUUAGAGACGUUGUUUUCGGCAUGAGCCGCGAGGACGCCAUUGCCAAGGCCGUGGAGACCGCGAAGCUGGUGAGAUCGAUCACGAAGGACGAUCCUGCGCUGCAGGACACGAAAUGGUCGUACCAGUUCUCGCCAGAGUGUUUCAGCGACACGCCGACCGAGUUUGCGCUCGAGAUCUGCGAGGCCGUCAAGGCCGCGUGGGAGCCGACCGUCGACAACCCGAUCAUCUUCAAUCUGCCUGCCACGGUGGAGGUUUCCGGCCCCCACAUCUACGCGGACCAGGUUGAGUAUUUUUCGAGAAAUAUUUCCGACAGAGAAAAAGUGAUCAUCUCGCUGCACUGCCACAACGACAGGGGUUGCGGAGUCGCUGCCACCGAGCUCGGCCUGCUUGCCGGCGCCGACAGGGUCGAGGGCUGUCUGUUUGGAAACGGAGAGAGAACCGGAAACGUCGACCUGGUGACCGUCGCGCUCAACAUGUACACCGACGGUGUGUCGCCCGAACUCGAUUUUUCGGACUUGGAGUCCGUGAUCGACGUCGUCGAGAAGGGCAACAAGAUUCCUGUCCACUGCAGAGCUCCGUACGGCGGCUCGCUGGUCGUUUCGGCGUUCUCCGGCUCGCACCAGGACGCCAUCAAAAAAGGAUUCGCCAAACAGGCCGAGAGAGAGGCCAAGGGAGACAUGAGAUGGAUGAUUCCGUACUUGCCUCUGGACCCUAAAGAUAUCGGCAGAAACUACGAGGCGGUUAUCAGAGUCAACUCGCAGUCGGGCAAGGGAGGAGCCGCCUGGGUUAUCGAGAGAUCUCUGGGCCUGGACCUUCCAAGAGAAAUGCAGAUCAACUUUUCGAAAAUUGUUCAGGAUGCGGCCGAUUCUCUGGGCAGAGAGCUCAAGGCAGACGAGGUUAUUUCUCUGCUGCAAACCAGCUAUAACGUCGAUAACUGCUCAAACUCGGCGCUCGUCCUGAAGGACUACAAGCUCGACAAGGAGUCUGAGUUUGUGACGCACAUCAAGGCACAGUUUGUGUACAACGGCAAGGAGGUGGAAGUCGAGGGUACCGGAAACGGCCCGAUCUCGUCGUUUGUGAACGCGGUGGCCCAGGCUGUCGGCCGCGACAUCGAGCUUCAGAAGUACGCCGAGCACGCCGUGGGCAAGGGCUCCAACACCAAGGCUGCCACCUACGUGUUGCUUUCCGUGGGCGAGGACUCGCAGUGGGGUAUCGGCAUCCACGAGUCCAUCACCCGGGCCUCGUUGAACUCGAUCAUCGCCUCGGUCAACAACCUCAUCAGCAGCAAGCCAAAGACCUUGCACCUGAAGAGAUCCACAGCAUAA